This is a messenger RNA of Lachancea nothofagi CBS 11611, 387 nucleotides long. The record is from the annotation of a GenBank genome assembly. NCBI's taxonomy places the organism in Eukaryota, Fungi, Ascomycota, Saccharomycetes, Saccharomycetales, Saccharomycetaceae.
AUGUCCCUUUUUAGAUCCCUCCAAAAUCAACCUAGAAUUAUAACCCUGUUUACACACGAUGUGGCCAGCAAUCCAAGCACUUUAAUUAUGCAGCAGUUGCGCGCAGGGCCAGCCGAAAAAUACGAUAUAGAAGUCCACACAAAGUUUCCCACAUUGGAUCAAUUAAAAUAUCUAAAUGGCAUUGACGGUGCCAUGCUUCAAUCUCAAAUCCCGAAACUUGCCAGUCUCAUGCAUAAAGACAGUAGCUUCGGGACGUUUGGUAAAGAUUUGAGAGAAUGCGUUAAACUCAAAGACUGGAACGCAUCCUCCUCUCUGUGGGUUGACUGGGAAAAGCGAAAGAUGGGCAACGAUGCUAGCAGCGUCAAGUCCUUACUUGAAAAACUUUGA